This is a messenger RNA of Peromyscus maniculatus bairdii (prairie deer mouse), 774 nucleotides long. The record is from RefSeq and is a predicted model, not a curated record. NCBI's taxonomy places the organism in Eukaryota, Metazoa, Chordata, Mammalia, Rodentia, Cricetidae.
AUGGUUCUAAUAAUCUCUGUGCUAACACUGGCCAGGGACAUUACCACAGAGCCCAACUGCGGCAGGGCCACCGACCCAAACUUGAACUUGGGCAGUAGCCCUGGCCCCGACAACACCAUGGCCCCGGGUGACAGCGCAUGCCUCUCAGAUCGGGAUGUCCCGGGUGCCAUCAGCCUACAAAUAUAUGCUGAGGUCUCAGAGAGCCGGGUGAUGUGGAUCCUGCGCUUGCACCACACAGUUAUAUAUAUCUUCUAUGGGAUUCUGGGUGUGACCAGAAUCUUAAGCACUACCAUUAGAUGGCUUCCAGUCUCCUUAACCAAGCUGGCAUUGUCAAAUGCCUUCCUUGUACAAACUUUCAUCAUGUACAACCACACUCAUGGCCGAGUCACAGUGGAUGUUUUUUUGCACAAGAUACUGGCUCUUGCCACCUUCUUAUCAGGCCUGGUUUCCUUCAUGGAGGUCCUCACAAAGAAUAAUAUAACCCUGGAGCUGCUGCGGUCAAGUCUCAUUAUGCUCCAAGGGACUUGGUUAUGGCAGAUGGGUUUUGUUCUCUAUAACCCGACUGGAGGUGUUGCCUGGGAUCUGACAGAUCAUCACAACACUAUGCUUCUUACCAUAUACUUUUGUUUCCAUUGUGCGUUUGCCUAUAUCAUCAUUGGAGUGAAUUAUGCUGCUGUCACUUGGUUGGUGAAGUGGAGACUUAGGAAGUUCUGCUUCACACAAGUUCCACUCCUGAAAAAUGUCGGGCAAGAGGAAGAAUCAGAAGAGAUGUGA